Molecule: messenger RNA, 1539 nt
Organism: Exophiala aquamarina CBS 119918
Lineage: Eukaryota; Fungi; Ascomycota; Eurotiomycetes; Chaetothyriales; Herpotrichiellaceae
Exons: 4
Coding region: 1-1539 (512 amino acids)
Biological process (GO): transmembrane transport
Cellular component (GO): membrane
Molecular function (GO): transmembrane transporter activity
Source: RefSeq, a predicted model, not a curated record
AUGGAGCACAAGGGUCUUGCAGAAGGCCUCGAAGAUGAAUUGCAUCCAACGACAACCGAUGAUGCUCGACUAGAAGAAAUCGGCUUCACAGAGGAGUUGGAGCGCAAAUUCUCCGUCUGGUCUCUGGCUGCCCUCGUGCUCUGUCUGAUGGGCACGUGGGAGGCAGUUGGGAGUACAAUGGCGCAAGCUCUUAUUGGGGGUGGUGCACCUUGUCUUAUAUACAACUAUAUCUGGUGUUUCAUUGGAUCACUCUGUUCCUGCUACUCUUUGGCAGAGCUGGGGUCUAUCUAUCCCACUGCUGGAGCCCAAUAUCAUUGGGUAGCAGGACUCGCACCUGAGAAAUCACGUAAGACUGCUAGCUGGUUCACCGGCUGGAUAUGCCUUGGUGCCGCAACAUGUGGUACAGCUUCAGCGGGAUACCUUGCUGGCACACAGAUCCAGGGGAUCAUCUCACUAUGUGACGAAACCUACGUUCCUAAGCCUUGGCAUGGAGUGCUUUUAUAUUUUGCUGUGCUAGCGUACUCCACAGGCGUUAAUAUCUGGGGAUCGGGGCCGUUGUCCACCAUGAACCUGGCGGCAGGCAUCCUCCAUCUUACGGGCUAUGUGGCAAUCAUCGUCACCGUCGCUGUUAUGUCCCACGAGCAAAGCUCACAUUUUGUGUUUAAAGAGACAACCAAUUUGACAGGAUGGUCAAACGAUGGGCUUGCCUGGAUGAUCGGAGGGCUGACAACAGCCUACGCAUUUCUUGGAUACGACGCCGCUGCUCAUCUGGCGGAAGAGAUUCCCCAUGCUUCACGCAAUGUGCCCUUGGCAAUGGUGGGCUCGACUAUUGUCAACGGCAUUUUCGGUUUCGCAUACAGCAUCAUCCUCAUGAAGGGGGUUCCCACCGUACUCCAACUACUUGAAUCUAAGACCGGCUUUCCGUUCAUCCAGCUCUACUACGACGCAACCCAGCACAAAGCUGCGGCAGCCAUCAUGGCCUUGGUACCGACUUUGAUCGCGAUGGCGGGCAAUGCAGCGGGGCUCGCUUCCACUUCACGCACCUUCUGGGCGUUCGCACGAGACAAAGGAAUGCCUCAUUCGGACUUUCUUGCUGUUGUCAGUCCUCGAUUCCGAAUCCCGUUACGAGUGGUGCUACUUGUAACUAUGUUGGAAGUAGCGCUCGGUCUCAUUUCGUUGGGAAGCAACACGGCUUUGACAGCUGUCUUGUCGAUGGCAACCACAAGCGUGUACCUGUCUUACUCUCUGCCUAUCUGCUAUAUGUUACGUGCUCGAUACAAGGGCACUACUCAGCUCUUUGGACCUUUCAGAAUGCCACCCGCGGUCGGGUGGGGGGUUAACAUUCUAGCUGUCGCAUACUUAGUUCUCGUCAUGUUCUUCAGCGCCUGGCCCAUCACAUAUCCGGUCACGCGCCUGACCAUGAACUACGAUGUAGUAGUAUUGGCUGGCUGGCUCAUCAUCGGCAGUGGGUAUUACUUGCUCCGUGGUCGACACCAAUACAGCAACCCCAUCAGCAAUGUGACGACUUUCCGUGAGUAA